Molecule: messenger RNA, 3650 nt
Organism: Pogoniulus pusillus (Red-fronted tinkerbird)
Lineage: Eukaryota; Metazoa; Chordata; Aves; Piciformes; Lybiidae
Gene: HEMK1
Product: HemK methyltransferase family member 1
Exons: 11
Coding region: 373-1434 (353 amino acids)
Biological process (GO): protein methylation
Cellular component (GO): mitochondrion
Molecular function (GO): protein methyltransferase activity; nucleic acid binding
Source: RefSeq, a predicted model, not a curated record
CACAGUUUCACUGUACAGCAAGAGUAGCGCAGGCCCCACACUGCAGCCUGUGCGGGUGCCCCAGGGUUACCGCAAGGAUUCAGUGCGGAGGCUGCCCAGCUGACCCAGCCUCCUGAGAUUGCCCUGCAGCACCACUCCUAGGAGGCAGAGAGCCACACACCCUGGGUACUGCUAGCUCUUGGGAAGAGACCAUAAGAGCUGCAAAACAGUGUCAUGUCUAUGCUGCCCUGAGAAGAAUCCACUGACUAGUCAGCUGGUGCUUAGCUGCAGUGGCUUGUGGUAGCACCGAGUGUCCUCUGAGUCUCAGCACUGACUAGAUGAUCUGAUGGCAACAAAGAACACAUUUGGAAACCACGAACUGAUUUCACAACAAUGAGAUGCCUCACCCACCUACUGCUCAGGAGGUUGUUUGGUCUCUCACCUUGGUGCCUGCCAAGGGGAUUGAGUCAAAGUCCUAUCCUCGGUCUGAAGUGGUCACCUCUGAGGCAGAGCUACAAUGAAAGACCUGGGUUUGUGACUGCCACUGAUGUGGUCAAGUACUGGCAGAAGGUGUUUGAAACCAAUGGGGUCCCUGAAGCACAAGAAUCCAGUGAAUAUAUUGUGGCAUUUGUCCUGGGAGCAAAAACAUUUCAGAGCUUGAAUUCCAAAAGCCUCUACACUCCGCUUACAGCAGUGCAGCAGGAACACAUCCAGCAGCUGAGCUACAAGCGAUUAGAAAGGAUGCCAGUACAGUAUGUGAUUGGUGAGUGGGACUUUCAGAACCUGACUCUGAAGAUGAGACCCCCAGUAUUUAUUCCUCGUCCUGAGACAGAGGAUCUUGUUUCUCUUGUUGUGGAGGAAGAAGCUCGGAAAUGUGAGAAGAAUUCAGGCCUCCGCUUCCCAGUUUCUGUCCCCCACCCUGUGAUCAUGGAGAUCGGCUGUGGCUCUGGAGCAAUUGCCCUAAGUCUGUUGUGCAAACUGCCACAGAGCUUGGUGAUAGCUAUGGAUAAAGAGGAGGCUGCUGUGGAUCUCACCAAGGAGAAUACACAUAGGCUGCAGCUCCAGGAGAGGAUCCACAUUCUCCACCAUGAUAUUUCAUACAGUUCUGUGAAGCAGCUGCUGCUCUGGGGCCCUGUAGACUUCAUAGUCAGUAAUCCCCCAUAUGUCUUCCACGAAGACAUGGCUUCCUUGGACACAGAAAUCCUCUGCUAUGAGGACCUUGAUGCGCUAGAUGGGGGAGAUGAUGGUAUGAGAGUCAUCAAAACAAUUCUGACUCUGGCUCCUUCUCUUCUGAAGGAUUCUGGGAGCGUGUUUCUGGAAGUGGAUCCCAGGCACCCAAAUAUGGUAGAAAACUGGCUACAAGCACACCCUAACUUACCACUUGUCCUCCGUGCUGUUCACAAGGACUUCUGUGGCAAGCCUAGGUUUCUGCACAUCCAAAAGCAAAGCAGAUGACAACUGUACUAGAAACAACUCUUCCCACGUUAUGCUUUUUGUGGGUGAACCCUGCUGAACAGCUUGUUGAAAAUUCUGCGUGACAAAAGGAAACUCAGCUGCAUUCCCCAGUGCACUGAACUGUGGACAGUGGCAGACCCCUUUGUUUCCAGACUUCAUUUGGAGGUGCUGGAGUUCAGCAAAUAGUAUGGAAGUGUUUCCCUUUCCUCAGGGAGGUGCAUUCAGCUUUUUAGUUUGCUCUGCUAAAGCGGCUCGUUAAUCUCAGGACCUGGCACAGCAGAGUUCACAGCUCCAGAUCGUUCAUUAAAAAUAAACUCAAGAUGUCAGCUCACCCAUUUACCCAGGAAGAAUUUCUGUUUUCUUUUUCCCUUUGGCCUUGAGACAAGCUUUUAUAGACUGGAUGAUAGAUCCACACUCUGAUGUAUAUUGGCACAUGGAUUUUUGGCCAUGACUAACCUGCACGCUUCACAUUGAGUUGCACUGCCGCAUCCUGAUGGUCUGGAGUAGAUCUCCAACAGCAAAGCAGCCUUUGUUUGCCAGUCCUGCCAAGGGAUGUGUCAAUAAAAGAUCAGUGCACACAUUACACCCUCUGAAUCUACAGAAUCUGAUACUUGGUGAAUGCUGCCAGAAACAAUUAAAACGUUGUGAUAAAGAUAGUCUUUCACUUACAAGAACUGCUGUGCAUUUCCCUUUUCCAACAUGCUGGCAAACCUGGAGAAACAUCUGGCACCCACACAUUGCUUCUGCUAGGAAUAGGAAUGCCCAAGCUCUGUGUAAGGUGUCUAAAUGCAAGACUUUACAACAUGGACCAGGGCCACUAGUUCUUGUGGAGAAGCUGCAAAAAUGGGAGGUGGAUUUGACAGCAAGUGAAGUUUGAAGUAGGAUUCAGACAUUUGACAGCUGUAGGAAUAGCUGAGAUAUGCUCCUUUGGGAAGGGUGACUCAGAGUGAGGCUGCCUGAGACAACACAGAGAAGUCUCUGCAAUGGACAGUCACUAUUGUGACAUUCUGAAUAAUGGCAGGAUUCAACUUAAGCUGCUGCUGCUUGUUGCUGCUGUUCCCUGAUUUACAAAGUCCCUUCCUGAGUUCAGCUAGCCAGGGAAAGAAGGAAAGCAAGCAAAGGAAAAGAUCCAGUCUGCCAGUCUGAAUGGAAGCUGCCACUGGGCCAGUGAGGGUGAGCACUUCGUAGGAGUGGAAGUGUCCAGAGAGUCUACGUGACCACGGAGGUAUAUCAGGUCCUCUGUCCAGGCUGGACUGGGAGUACAUAGCCAGAAACAUGAGGUAGGACUGCAUCUGUUUGGAAGGCUGCAGCAGAUCCAGAGAGCUUUAUGUGAACACUGAUAACAUCUGGUCCCUUUCCCCUCAACUCUCCCACAUUCUUCACUCUGUCAUUGGCUCUGUAACUCUUGCCACCGGUUCUGCUUUUCCAUAGAUAACUGAGAUGUCUCUGAUGUACCGGUGCUCAGGUCUCCAGCUGGAUCCUUUCCUCGCCCUCUGGGCUUUCAGAGCUCUGUUCACAGACUGGUUUUCCACUCCACUGUACCACUCACACUGCAUUUGUCCUCUCUGCUCUUCACACCAUAGUAGUUUGCCAUGUUCCAUGCACUCUUCACUUGAAAGGAUGAGUCUUCUCUAAUCUGUAGUCCUUUCCCUGGUUAAACACAGUAGAGAGAAUCCAGGGAAUGAGAGAACUGGAAACGUUCAGUUCAAGUGCAGUUGAUCUAAGGUUUGAAAAUUAAGGUCCAGCAGGUAUUUCCCAGCUGUUUUGCUAGAGUCCAAGAGAUGUUCUUUUGUUUGUUUGGGUUGGUUUUACAACAGUUUAGGGUCUUGUUUCAGUUCAGUCUGUGAGACUUUGCUUUACAGAUGAUGUUUAUAGAAAGGAGUUCACAGAUUUAAUCUGGGUUUUAGCAGUGUUUGAAACAGCUUCUUUCUGCAGGGUGCUUUAAAAGCCGACUAUUGAAUGUUGUUGAACAGCACCACAGAGCAUUCUUUAGGAGGCAGUCUGGUUCCUUGUAGCAGAGUGGAGCUGGAUUUCCAUCAGAGCAGUGGUGGCUGGGCUGCAGAGAGCUGCCUGCCUUUUCUCAGAACCAUCCAUCCAUCACUUGCCUGAGCUCCACGCAGGACACUUUCUCUGUGAGACAGGCAGCCUAAUCCAGUCAGACAAGUGUUAAACUCCUAUGUUUAUAGCAAAAGCAAUAAUAAAAGCACUGGGAUUUC